GUCCUAAAAAUGUCUGGACAUGAGGCGUACUUAGAGGUUUUAAAUAGUCAGACACCUUUAACUCUGAGCUACGGGAAUUUAGGAAAUCAAAGACGACGUAAUUCGCGGACAGCUACUUCUCCUUCGGGAAUAAACAACGUGCUAGCUGACGCCAGAACGAAGCUCUUCAGCUCAUGGAGGGACGGAAGUACCCAGGGUUUUCUGUUUUACACUAAGCCCACACAGAAAAGGCAACCAAACAAUUUUUGGUUUAUUGGGCCAGAUGCAGAAAACUUCAGGGACAGCACUGGUUGGGAUGAUGGAAAUGGUGGAGGCUUAAGGAGUAUCAUCGAGAAACUAUUCUGUGGCUGGAAAGCAAGAUCCCCCGAUGCACUUCAUGUGCCAAAAACAAAAGUAGUUCCUAAUCAAGAACCUACAUUGGACAUCACAGGAGAAACAGUUGAUGUUCUCGACCACAUUUCAAUCACCAAUGCAGCAAGCAUUGCUGUUGAACGAGCAGAAUCCUUAGCUGCCAAAAACUUAUUGUCAAAGCAAAAACAGCCAGGAUGGAGCACUAUGUCUGCAACUGAAAGGGUUGCUGCAGUAAGUAAAAGGUAUCUUAAGAAGAAAACCCGUCUUGCUCAAAUGGAUACUUCCAUUAGGGAACAUCAUUCCCCAGACCCGGGUCUUUCACAUUUCCAAGAUUUGCCCUCAACAUCUGGAAGUUUUAGUGUCUAUCCCUCCCCCUCAAAGUCUUCCACGCCAGAUGCCAUUUCACCUCAACUAACCCGAUCUUCAUCAUCUGUAAAUUAUGCUCGAACUACUAGCAAAUCACCUUUUAAAGUGACCCAGUUGGCAGGUGUUGGAGAGAACCAACUUGAAGAUAUGGGAGCGACUAAACGAAGGCUAUUUAUGCCUUGCCAAAGCGAUCGACCAUCUGUUCUUACUUACUCCGAUCAUCGAAUCGAGCGCAGCUCUAUUCGUGUCCAGCUCAGCCCAAAGUCAAACCUUUUUUUUUGCAGUUGUGGUCAUGGCCAUUUUGGAAACUCAUAAGAAGCAAACAAACAUCAGCAAGAUUAUUACAGCAGUGCAAACUGCGCGUAGGUUCCACGCAGCUCAAUACCAGAAAUACCUGAAUACCGACGACGAAGCAAAUGACGAAGAUGUCGGUGGCGAAGGUGAACGCCCAAGGGUUGAUGUGCAGACUAUAUCAGAAAUUGAAUCACGAGUGAAUCAGAUUCUAAAAUCUCUGGAAGUGUAUUCUGACACACAAGCCUAAUUUAAAAUUGCAAUUUGCCUGAAUGUUGAAUUAAUGUUUUUCGUUAAAGCAGUGACAUCGUGUUUAGUUUUCAUUCCUUAACAAAUAAAUUCAGCAAAUGGUUUUCUGUUUA
This is a messenger RNA of Daphnia magna, 1370 nucleotides long. RefSeq lists its product as uncharacterized. The record is from RefSeq and is a predicted model, not a curated record. Bases 10 to 1032 code for a protein of 340 amino acids. Lineage: Eukaryota; Metazoa; Arthropoda; Branchiopoda; Diplostraca; Daphniidae. The transcript has 5 exons.